AAUAAAUCAUUCUGGCAUAUGUACGUUCGAGUCACUAUGGAAGAUGGUUCACGUGACAAGAAAAAAAUACCUCAAAGAUAUGUGACGCCGUUAGGAUUUGAAAUGGAGGUGGAUCUGGAACAUGAUAACGAGAAUGUCGAGGAAUUGAAGAUUGAUAAAACUAAUCUUACUCCACCGCCAAUUGUAAGGUCGGUUUCAUCAUUUCCAUUUCGCAAUCACACCUUUACGGAUUGGUGUGUGAAAAGACCGUCAAAAUGGAAAAGAAAGUUUUUGGAGGGCU
Molecule: messenger RNA, 280 nt
Organism: Acaulospora morrowiae
Lineage: Eukaryota; Fungi; Glomeromycota; Glomeromycetes; Diversisporales; Acaulosporaceae
Source: the annotation of a GenBank genome assembly